CCUGCCCCGAAGGGAGCUCCGCCGGAGGGAAGUAUCCCCGUGCGCACCCGCUGGAUGGCGCGGACCCUGAGACCCGACGACAUCAACCCCCGGACGGGGCUGGUGGUGGCUCUGGUCAGCGUCUUUCUGGUAUUCGGCUUCAUGUUCACCGUGUCUGGCAUCAAGGGAGAGACCCUGGGCGACAUCCCGCUGCUGGCCAUCGGGCCGGCCAUCUGCCUGCCGGGCAUCGCCGCCAUUGCCCUGACCAGAAAGACCGACGGCUGCACCAAAUGUCCCGAGAACAUGCGUCCGUGCUGUAAGGAAGUCAAGGACCGGGAUGUCAUGGAGCUGCUAAGGACCCCCUCGGACCUAGAGUCCGGCAAGGGAAGUUGUGACGAGCUGGCCAGGAAAGCUUACCGCAAGGACAGGAGAGGGCUGAGGGUAGAGGACACCGUGUUCAUCUGCACCACCAGCAGCACCGGCGAUGCCACGGGAGAGUGCAAGAGCCUCACCAAAAAAGUGGAGCAGGAGGAGAUGCUGAAAUACCUGGAGAGCUGUUACCCAGAGAUGCCAGAGAAUGUGUUCGUGGGAGAUGGCCCCACAUACAGUGCCUUGGAGAAGAAGAGCUCUUCUCCCAGCAGGGACAGCACUCCUUGCCCUGACGUUGAAGACAACAUUUUUGUGGCUCCUAAAGAUAGUAUCAUUGUCUGCUCUUACAAGGAUAACAGCCCUUAUGACAGCUACUGUUGUUACAUAAACCCCAACACGGACCAGGAGACCAUUGUGUGAAAGAUGCAUACUUUAUAUAUAUGUAUGUAUACAGGGACUGCAAAUUGAUAGGGGAUAAUAUAGCUGACUGCAUGGGACAAUUCUGAUACUAUUUCAAUUUAAAGUGGUAUGUGACUGAUACUCCAACCUUUUGUGCCUGAAGUACUCUUUCUGUAAGUAGAUGAGCAUGUUUAAAGGUUAAAGAAUUCAAUUUUUAAUUUUUGGGAAAAAAAAAAAUUACAUUUUAAUUUUAUUUUUCUCCCUUUCCCUCCCUUUUG
Molecule: messenger RNA, 1025 nt
Organism: Cyanistes caeruleus (blue tit)
Lineage: Eukaryota; Metazoa; Chordata; Aves; Passeriformes; Paridae
Gene: TMEM215
Product: transmembrane protein 215
Source: RefSeq, a predicted model, not a curated record